Acanthoscelides obtectus is the source of this 1285-nucleotide messenger RNA. Lineage: Eukaryota; Metazoa; Arthropoda; Insecta; Coleoptera; Chrysomelidae. The record is from the annotation of a GenBank genome assembly.
AGAUAGCAGCGGUGGUAUCAAGGCAUUGCCCCUCGUGCGAAGACUUUACCGUUACAGCGAGUACCACAGUGCCAGUGGGUCAUUUAAAAAGUCGGCCUUGGCCCAGAAUGACCUGCCAUCAGCACGCUGUUGAUGAUUUGGAGAUACGCGAAAACACUUUGAAGCACGUCUUUCUAAUGUAAAUACUUCUGGUAGACGCACUUGCGGAAGCGUUCGCGGAGGUUUUUGCACUCAGACCUACCUGUUCUAAGUGUUCUGUCAUUACAUUGGAGGUCUUUUUUAGUCAAAUUCCUUCUUCUGAUGUAAACACUAUUAGUUGGAGUUGUUGCGGAAGAAUUCGCCGCAUUUUUUUGCGAUCAUGAAGCAGUGCGCUUUCUUUGUGUCUGUUGCAGCUUGUGUUGUGCUAGUGAGGUCACAAAACGCUUGCAAUCAGAUCAACCCAGUACAAAAAUGUCCAUUGCCGGCAACUUUCUUCGAUUCAUGGAAGAGUCUCGUCGCUGAUCGUUUGGCAAACGUCUACAGUGCUUACCAUGGACCUGCCGCUUCAGUUGCCAGAAAAUUCCUACGCAUGGUUCCAACAUUGAUCAUAACAGAAGCUCUGAAGAAUAAAGCAGUGUCCUUACAGAUAGGCAUAGACGUUGAAAAUGCCAACGACUGGAACAUCGUCAGAAACACCUUGGAGCGUCGUACAGAAGACGUAUUUGAGAGAAAUCCCGCACCAUUCACUGUGCUAUUCAACCCGUUCAUCUUGAACACCAAGAAAAUACGUAGAAAAUGCCGUAAAGAUAUGCUGUGUAGAUGGGCCUUAUUGUGGAAGAUAACAGAGACGCAGCCGUUAAAAUGAUCAAUGAUAUGACUCCAGAGCUGAUAAAACAGUUCAAAAGGGUCUUGGAUGAUUUGAACAUCCUGAGGGACGAUGUGUGUGAAGGCGGACAAUGCCAGAUUGUAGAGAAGGUUCUAUCCAAAAGGAAAGAGCUGAAUGAGAUUUUGGACAUCAGAAUAACAUCAAUAUUGCGCAAAGGUGUGCGAUCGAGUUGCUAGUUCCUAAUUAUGUGGAAUAUGUGUAUGAAAAUUGUGAUGAGUGAAUGGAAAUUAUUAUUUAUUUUGAACAAACCUAGGAUUAAUGAUAAUAUAUGUUAUUUAUUGUUGAUUUGUUGUGUGUUGCUUGAUAUCCCAGUUAAAAGCACAAACAAUUCAACGUUCCUAUAUGAUCAAUCCAAUCCACAGCUUUGCUAACGACAGCACUCUACAUGGAGGAGUUGGGAGUGCGAAGCCGAUCUCUGCC